Alternaria atra is the source of this 1926-nucleotide messenger RNA. RefSeq lists its product as uncharacterized. Lineage: Eukaryota; Fungi; Ascomycota; Dothideomycetes; Pleosporales; Pleosporaceae. Gene Ontology annotation, molecular function: spindle pole body-nuclear membrane anchor activity. The record is from RefSeq and is a predicted model, not a curated record. The coding region runs from base 1 to 1926 and encodes 641 amino acids. Gene Ontology annotation, biological process: nuclear pore organization; spindle pole body localization. The transcript has 3 exons. Gene Ontology annotation, cellular component: spindle pole body; nuclear pore transmembrane ring.
AUGGCGCUCGCACCGCUUGGAACCCAAGUGCGCCCAUACAGAGACUACCUGACGCCAGCUCUACACCGAAGAUUCAACAAGGCCAGUCGAUAUACGCUUUUGCUAUGCUAUGGGAUCGCGUGUUGGAUGGGGGAAUGGGAUAACCUACUAUGGCUAUGGUUCCCACUAGGUCUCACUGGCAUUCGAACCCUCCUAAUCUUCCUCUCUGCUCUUACCAUCUACGUCCUUCGCGUCGCCCAGUGGCAUGUUGGCCAGCGCCAAACACAAACAAAAGCCGAAACAUUCACCAAGUACUUCUUCCGUCCUGCAACGCUGGUCACACUUGUUGCCUAUGCUUUCUCCGCCAUGAUGUUUGUAGAGACAUACAUUUGGUCGCGGGGUACCAAGGACAGGCUCAACUUUAUCGAGGCGGGCCGCAUGCACGAGCGAUUCCGACUGAACGAGAGGCCGCUUUACCUGCGCUACCUCUUCUACCUCCUGGCAGCGGCGCAAUCUGGAGUACAUUUGUGGAAGGACUACGACAAGAUUGAAGUGCAGGCUAUGAAGCCUAAGAAGGAGCGGGGAGACGCAACGACUGCAGCACUGGCGCGACGGGCACCCAAGCCCAGAAAUGUCCUCAUCAGACAGCUAAAGGGCAUUGCGACACAGUCAAGCUCACUGGCUUCGAUCAUCGCUCUUGCUGGUUUCGGCGUCUACUUCAUCGGCACCCGGAACCUGAUCUGGAGCUACUACUACAGCUUCGGUCGAUAUCUCUGGAGCCUGUCCAAAACUUCCACGCCAACGGGACUUGCCCCAUUUCUUCCGCUGUGCUUCAUGUUCAUCACAGAAGGGACGCUGCUAGUCGUGCUCUGGGAGUUUGUCAACAAGACCUUCGACGUGUAUAUUGCGCAAGAACCAUUGAAGAACGACCUGCCGAUCACGAAUGAUUCCACAGACCCCAAUGGAUCUCUCCUAAACGGCCUCAAGUCGAAGAAGGAUACUGUCAGGGCCAUUGCUUUCUGGGAGCUAGCCCUCGUUACUGACGCCUUCCCCAAUCGCCGCAAGACUAUUUACAGCGAAAUGGAUCGUAAGAAGGCGCCGACACACCAGCAAGUCACGGACCUUUGCUUAGGGGAGCUCAAGUUCCUUAUCGACCGCGUUAGCGUUGGUCUUGAUCCCGCCUACCAGCCCAACGAUGGAUCUGGCAAAGACCAGCCAGCAGGACCUGUCAGCUUGGUACCUCGUAUCGCACAACCACUCAAGGAUGAUAAGCCAAUCUCUGCUGCACCACCAAAACCAAAUACUAGAUGGGAACACGUCGAGGCAGCAACAGCCAACAUUGCGAAGUCACAUAGCGCCCCUGGCAACGCACAGCAAGCGUACAGUCGCGAAGCUAUAAACAGAGGAGUGAAGAAGGCUCAAGAGGGUGCAAAGGAGGCCGAAUCGUUUUUCACGACGUACUACAACAAGCUUGUCUCUUCCCCGGUCGGCGUAUUAUUCCAACACUCCUUUCGACGGACAGCGAACAUUGUCGUUCUCGGCGCACCUUACUCUCAACUCUCUCGAGUUUGCAAUGCAGCAACUGCCCUGGCGAAUCUUGCAGUCUUUUCCCUGGCUGAGGAUAGUUUAGGACGCUUCCACCAAGGUAUCCCAAGCAUAGUGCGCAUAUUCACUAUUGCGCUCAAGAAGAUCGAUGAGUAUAUGGAAGUAGCUCCUAUUCACUCGAGUGACAUAGAGACGCUCAACAAGCCGGAGGCGGAGAGGAGAAAGGUGUCUGAAGUAGACGAAGUCAGGGAAUGUCUCAGAGAAGGUCUUGAGAAGAUUCUGGGUAGCUUCAAUGAAUACCUGAGCGGCAUGGGCCUUAGCAGGCUGGAGAUCAUGGAGGCAAAGAAGAUUGUGGGUGUUAAGAAGGCACCAGAGAUGAUUCAGGCGGCUGCCAAACAGUAA